GCGGCUCGGCGGUGGGGGCCGCGGGAAGUGUCUGUCGCGUCUCUCCCUCCCUCUCAACCACAAUAACAGACGAAGGGCCGGCGUUCGGUGAGGCGGAGGCCGAGCGGGUCCUGGAAUCGGGACGCGGACAGCAAAGCCGGGGUGCUUCAAUCUCAGGUAAACGAGGGAAGAUUUUGAUACUGGAGACAACUCAGCAGCAAUGGGGCCGCGAAAGAAAAGUGUUAAAACCUGCCUCGUGAGUAAUGAAAUCCCGGAGGAGACUAUAUCAGAUGAAACAAAAGAUUACAUGAAUCAGCUGUCACAUGAAGUACUUUGCCAUAUUUUUAGGUACCUCCCUCUGCAGGAUAUCAUGUGUAUGGAAUGUCUCUCACGGAAGCUAAAGGAAGCAGUGACACUGUAUCUGAGAGUUGUAAGGGUUGUGGAUCUCUGUGCAGGGCGGUGGUGGGAAUACAUGCCAAGUGGCUUCACAGAUUCCAGUUUUCUCACGCUUUUAAAGAAGAUGCCAGAUGUUGAGCAGCUGUAUGGUCUUCACCCUCGGUAUCUUGAGAGGCGAAGAGUAAGGGGCCAUGAGGCUUUUAGCAUUCCAGGAGUCCUAGAAGCUUUGCAGGCGUGCCCAAACUUGGUGGGUGUGGAAACUUCUCAUUUGGAGUUGGUAGAAUCCAUUUGGACAUAUAUGCCUCAUGUCCAUAUUUUGGGAAAAUUUCGUAAUCGUAAUGGAGCAUUUCCAAUUCCUCCUGAAAAUAAGCUGAAAAUUCCUAUAGGAGCCAAAAUUCAAACUUUACAUUUAGUUGGAGUGAAUGUUCCUGAAAUUCCUUGUAUCCCGAUGCUAAGGCACCUUUAUAUGAAGUGGGUAAGGCUUACUAAACCACAGCCAUUUAAAGACUUUCUUUGCAUCAGCUUAAGAACUUUCGUCAUGAGGAAUUGUGCAGGACCCACAAAUUCCUUAAAAUAUGUCCCUUUAGUAACAGGCUUAGCCUCUGCCCGAAAUUUGGAACACUUAGAAAUGGUCCGAGUUCCUUUCCUUGGAGGUCUUAUUCAACAUGUAGUUGAAGACAGUUGGAGAUCAGGUGGUUUUAGAAAUUUGCACACUAUUGUUUUGGGAGCUUGUAAAAAUGCUCUUGAAGUAGAUCUUGGUUACCUCAUCAUCACUGCUGCCCGUAGGUUGCAUGAAGUUCGGAUCCAGCCUUCCCUAACCAAAGAUGGUGUCUUUUCUGCCCUAAAGAUGGCAGAGUUGGAGUUUCCCCAGUUUGAAACCCUUCAUCUGGGAUAUGUAGAUGAGUUUUUGCUGCAGAGCAGAAUGGCUAAUGCAGAUCUUGUGAAGUAUGGUUUGGCUGAUGUGGUGGAAAAUCCUGGUAUCAUCACUGAUAUAGGGAUGAAAGCAGUCAAUGAAGUUUUUUCAUGUAUCAAAUAUCUGGCAAUUUACAAUUGCCCCCAUCUGCAUAACCCGUACAAUUGGAUCUCAGACCACUCAAGAUGGACUCGAUUGGUUGAUAUCAACUUGGUGAGGUGCCAUGCUUUGAAGCUGGACUCAUUUGGCCAGUUUAUUGAAUUGUUGCCCAGUCUGGAGUUUAUUUCACUGGACCAGAUGUUUCGUGAACCACCCAAGGGCUGUGCUCGUGUUGGUCUGAGUGCAGGCACAGGAAUUGGAGUUUCCUCAGCCCUUGUGAGCAAUCAGAACUCCAACAAUGACAAUGAUAACAAUGCCCAGAAUAACAAUGCCAACAUUCAUGAUAACAAUCACCAUCAUCCAGAUGACUCAGAUGAGGAUAAUGACUUUCGGCAGGAACUGCAGCCUGGAGAGCAGCAGUUUGCGGCUGAAGCAUUGAAUGAGAUGGAAGACAUGGUACAAGAAGAUGGAGAAGUAGUAGCUGAGGAUGGGAAUGACACUCCAGCUCAUAGUCAGGCAAUUAUUCCUGUGGAUGUUGAUGAGGAACAAGCAGGACCUAGUGGUCUUCAGCGUGUAGUAAAACCAACCCCAAUAACUGUUCAUGAUUCAGAGAGUGAUGAUGAAGAAGACAGUCUAGAACUCCAGGAAGUCUGGAUCCCUAAGAAUGGUGCUCGGCGUUACUCUGAACGUGAAGAAAAAACUGGAGAGUCAGGGCAGUCCAGGGAACUGUCAGUAAGUGGAAAAGGCAAGACUCCACUUCGAAAGAGGUACAACUCCCAUCAGAUGGGCCAGUCGAAGCAGUUUCCCCUCGAGGAAAGCAGCUGUGAGAAAGGCUGUCAGGUCACCAGUGAGCAGAUCAAAGCCGAUAUGAAAGCAGCUAGGGAUAUUCCUGAAAAGAAAAAAAACAAGGAUGUUUAUCCCAGCUGCAGCAGCACCACCGCCAGCACAGUGGGAAACUCCAGCUCACACAGCACUGCUUCUCAAAGCCCCGACUUUGUAAGGACGGUGAACAGCGGCGGCUCUUCCGAGCCUAGCCCUACAGAAGUGGAUGUGUCCAGGCAGUGUGUCUGCUCCCCCGGUGGGUCAGAGGACUCUGAGGCCAUGGAGGAGGGAGAUGCAGAGAGUUCUGUCUGCCCCAGAUGCUGCUGUCACAGGCCCCAGGAAUCCCAAAGGAGAACUAGCAGGUGUUCUGAUGAGGAACGUCCUUCAACCAGCCGAGCCUGUGUUGUGAAUGGCCCGGAUGGUACGAGAUCCGCCUUUUCCUUUAGGACUCUGCCACAAGGGGGGUCUGCAGGCCCAGCACAUGAUGAGAGGACUAAUGGGAGUGGCUCUGGGGCUACAGGUGAGGACAGGAGGGGGAGCUCCCAGCCUGAGAGUUGUGACGUGCAGUCUCAUGAAGACUACCCUCGGAGGCCCCUAACCAGGGCCAGGAGCAGACUGUCCCAUGUACCGCUGGUAUCUGAGUCAGAAGUUGCCAAAACAAAGCCACGUCAUGCUAUGAAACGGAAGCGGACAGCGGAUAAAUCCACUAGUACAAGUGAUCCUGUGAUUGAGGAUGACCAUGUGCAGGUUCUUGUAUUAAAAUCCAAAAAUCUUGUGGGAGUCACUAUGACCAAUUGUGGAAUCACAGAUCUAGUGCUAAAAGACUGUCCCAAAAUGAUGUUCAUCCAUGCUACCAGGUGCAGGGUACUGAAACAUUUAAAAGUAGAAAAUGCACCAAUUGUAAACCGAUUUGACUAUGCACAAUGCAAGAAAUUAAAUAUGGAUCAGGUACUAGACCAGAUACUAAGGAUGCCUCCUGAGAGAAACCGCAUCAUAUACCUACGCCCGAUGCAGCAGGUGGACACACUAACUUUAGAGCAGAAGCUGUUUAGUGGUCCCUACCCCUAUCACAUCUGUAUUAUCCAUGAAUUCAGUAACCCUCCCAAUGUCCGGAACAAGGUGCGCAUUCGCAGCUGGAUGGACACUAUUGCAAACAUCAAUCAAGAGCUCAUUAAAUAUGAAUUCUUCCCCGAAGCGACCCGAAGUGAAGAAGACCUAAAGAAGUACCCCAAGUACCCCUGGGGAAGAGAAAUAUAUACUUUAGAAGGUGUUGUGGAUGGAGCUCCAUACUCCAUGAUUUCUGACUUCCCUUGGCUGAGGUCACUGCGGGCAGCAGAGCCCAACAGCUUCGCUCGAUACGACUUUGAAGAUGAUGAAGAAAGCACCAUCUAUGCCCCUAGAAGGAAAGGACAGCUGUCUGCAGACAUCUGUAUGGAGACAAUAGGAGAAGAAAUCUCAGAGAUGCGUCAGAUGAAGAAGGGUGUGUUUCAGCGAGUAGUGGCAAUUUUUAUCCACUAUUGUGAUGUCAACGGAGAGCCAGUUGAAGAUGACUACAUUUGAUUGGUCCCUGUUUCUUUCCGGCUGUUCUGGCAGAAAGCAUCUGAGACCAUCCAGCUGCCAGAAUGCUCCACAGAGGCUUGGGGCAAGCAGGGGGAAGGUGCUGGCUCAGUUUGAUACAUAGGCAAUAUAUAAGGAACAUUGAAAUUGUAUACAAAGAUUUGUACAUAAAGGAAAUAUACAAAGACACUUCCUAAAGUACCAACUUUAUAUCAUAUGUUUAUACAAUUUAAUUUAAAAAUCCAUUUUAAUGAAGGCAGAUAAUUUGAAAGAGUUCAUUUUCUUUUUCCUUAGUUCAUAAAGUAUCUUUUUUUGACUGAGCCCUCAUUUAUAUGUUCUUAAUCACUGUCAUCCCCUUAAAUCUGUGCCUUUUUCUUCUUGAGCAGAGCUGUUUGAGUAAAUCUGUUGAAGAGUG
Molecule: messenger RNA, 4181 nt
Organism: Lepus europaeus (European hare)
Lineage: Eukaryota; Metazoa; Chordata; Mammalia; Lagomorpha; Leporidae
Gene: FBXO38
Product: F-box protein 38
Exons: 22
Coding region: 200-3769 (1189 amino acids)
Biological process (GO): SCF-dependent proteasomal ubiquitin-dependent protein catabolic process; protein K48-linked ubiquitination
Cellular component (GO): nucleus; cytoplasm
Molecular function (GO): protein binding
Source: RefSeq, a predicted model, not a curated record